Messenger RNA from Melozone crissalis (California towhee), 959 nucleotides. RefSeq names its product exosome component 8 (gene EXOSC8). The record is from RefSeq and is a predicted model, not a curated record. Bases 32 to 862 code for a protein of 276 amino acids. Lineage: Eukaryota; Metazoa; Chordata; Aves; Passeriformes; Passerellidae. Gene Ontology annotation, biological process: nuclear polyadenylation-dependent rRNA catabolic process; nuclear polyadenylation-dependent mRNA catabolic process; U4 snRNA 3'-end processing. The transcript has 11 exons. Gene Ontology annotation, cellular component: nuclear exosome (RNase complex); cytoplasmic exosome (RNase complex).
GCGCCACAUCCGGGGCGGAGACGGCACCGCCAUGGCGGCGGCGUUCAAGACUGUGGAACCAUUGGAAUAUUACAGGAGGUUUUUGAAGGAGAACUGUCGGCCUGAUGGAAGAGAGUUAGGUGAAUUUCGGACAACCACUGUCAACAUAGGUUCAAUUACAACUGCAGAUGGUUCUGCCCUGGUGAAGUUAGGAAAUACCACAGUGAUUUGCGGAGUAAAAGCGGAACUUGCUGCACCUGCAGUGGAUUCUGCUAAUAAGGGAUAUAUUGUUCCAAAUGUGGAGCUGCCAUCCCUCUGUGCAGAGAGGUUUCGCUCUGGACCACCUGGUGAAGAGGCUCAAGCAGCAAGUCAGUUCAUCGCAGAUGUGAUUGAAAAUUCACAGAUGAUAGUGAAAGAAGAUCUGUGUAUUGCCAAUGGCAAGCUUGCGUGGGUGUUAUACUGUGAUAUCAUAUGUCUGGACUAUGAUGGAAACCUUCUGGAUGCCAGUGUCUUUGCUUUGUUGGCAGCAUUAAAAAAUGUGCAAUUGCCGUUGGUUACGAUAAAUGAAGAAACUGGUUUAUCAGAAGUUAAUUUAAAACAGAAGAAUCCUUUGAUUAUGAGAAAGCAUCCGGUUGCCACAUCAUUUGCUGUAUUUGAUGACACAUUACUCAUUGUUGAUCCAACUGCUGAAGAAGAAGAUUUAGCAACUGGAACAGUAACCAUUGUAACUGAUGAAGAAGGCAGACUGUGUUCUGUCCAUAAACCAGGUGGAAGUCCUCUUACAGGAGCCAAGCUUCAGGACUGUAUCACCAGAGCAAUUACAAGACACAAAGAAGUAAAGAAGCUCAUAGACAAAGUAAUAAAAAGUAUAACACCCAAGUGAACAAAAAGAGAGCUCUUUUCAAAAAUGGAUUUGUAAAAAUUGUAUUUGUUACAGUGUUCACAAACCUUUUAUACUAAAUAAACAAAUAUCAAUACUA